AAUCACAAAGUGAUCUUCCUCUCUUUCUCAGGUGUUGUGACUAGAAAUGAUUUGUGGUUUUGUGAGUGCAACUCCUUUUUCCUCUCUAGUGUGGCGCUAUUCUCAAAAGACACCUAAUAGUUGUGUCACGAAACUACAGAAAAAUUUCCGUCGCGUGAACACCCAACUAUGCAAAACGACUUUAGUUGCAGUAGACAAGUCUUCGCCUUCAACUAGCAAUGUUGGCAAGACAGAAGAGAGCAAACCUUUUCAAAGGACUACUACUGGUGAAGAGGCUUCAACGUUGAAGCAGUCCUUUUCUAGCAUUCCCUCAGUCCAAAAUAGUUGGCUUUCCGAUCCCACCAAGUUUAACUCCAAAGUACAAGAUGUAGCACAGGAUAUUCUGAAUAGACCUGUUUUUUAUGCCCAGUUGCUUGCUGCAACAGUGGGUAUCAUUAUUGCAAUAGAUAUAUUAGACGCGGUUGUAAUUGCAUUGGAUCGACUUCCACUGUUACCGAGUAUUUUCGAACUAGUUGGUUUAGGAUAUUCGGGUUGGUUUAUUUGGCGAUAUGCGUUGUUUAGUGGUUCACGACAGGAACUGAAAUCCAAGCUGGAUAGCUUUAUUGGUAAAGCUACCAACAAGAAAUAAACGAGUUGUGACGGUUGGGUACGAAAGGAUAUCGAAAUAUGGCUCUUAAACCCUCCCAUCCCAAACGGUUUUUCCAGUCAACGUGGCAUUGGCCAUUUAUUUCAUUUGA
Molecule: messenger RNA, 737 nt
Organism: Galdieria sulphuraria
Lineage: Eukaryota; Rhodophyta; Bangiophyceae; Galdieriales; Galdieriaceae
Exons: 5
Coding region: 47-628 (193 amino acids)
Cellular component (GO): thylakoid
Source: RefSeq, a predicted model, not a curated record